Penicillium waksmanii is the source of this 612-nucleotide messenger RNA. Its product is annotated as Clr5 domain-containing protein. The coding region runs from base 1 to 612 and encodes 203 amino acids. The transcript has 3 exons. The record is from RefSeq and is a predicted model, not a curated record. Lineage: Eukaryota; Fungi; Ascomycota; Eurotiomycetes; Eurotiales; Aspergillaceae.
AUGGAUCCUUUCCCCCCGCCAUCGUCCAUGACGCUCUCACCGCAAUCGCCAACUCCGGCUCCGAAUCCCACCACCUCAUCAAUUUUUCGGCCCCGCCGAUCCGACGAUUGGCACGAGUAUCGCGACAUUAUUGAGCAGCUCUACCGCAAUGACCAACUGAAGCUGCGCGAUGUAAAGCGCAUUAUGGAGCGUGAUUAUAAAUUCCAGGCCUCAGAAAAACAAUACAAAGAUCGCCUUGCUGCCUGGCACGUUCGCAAGAAUAUCAAAGCUAAAGAGGUCCACCUUAUGAUUCGGAAACAGCAAAAACGUGCCGCGAGGGGCAAGCAGACGGCUUUUCGGGUGAACGGACAAGAGGUUGACAACAAACGCAUUGCUCGUUUUCAGCGUCGCUACGGCGAUAGUUGGAGCGAAGAGAAGGACAGGGAUAUUCAGCAGAUGAGCCCGGAACCCACAACCCCGUCCGACAUGACUUGCUAUACUCCAGAACCCGCCGACGAGGCCGCCACGCCGAUAUCACCACCAGAGAUCCAGUCUCCAUCGCGUGAGCCCUCAUCUUACCCUCUUAGCUACGGUAAGUACCAUCAUUUUGCGUCUGCCUCUGCAUUGAGGUGA